ACCAUUUCGUGCUAUUUUAGAUUGAAAGUUAAAAUAAAAUGACGACGAAAACAUUGAAAAAACUGGGGCUCGGCAAUAAUGGUGACACUUCUGGAAGGAAUAAAGCUGACGACAGAAAUCUCCAAGGUCAAGACAUCGUGCGCUGCUAUAAAUGUGAUGAAGGGGUGCGUUUUGUAUGCAAACCCUGUGAAGCAAAAGUUUGCAAAAGAUGCGUUGGUGAUCACUUGGAAACGAAAACCUCUCCAGGAUUUCAUAGAUUUGCCUUUUACGGUAAAGAUGAUAGAAUGAUCUCGUCUAAUCCCAACGUAGAAGGAAUCGUGGACAAAGAUGAGAAUGUAAAAGAGGUAUGGAGCAUUGCACUCCUACCAGACUUGCCGGAAUCCCAGCGGAUUAUUGUUUGCAAUGAUCAGUCCGUCAUGGUUUACCAAAAGCAGGGAGGUGGCGGCUGGUCUAAAAAUGAGUUGAAGAGAAAUAUUGGAGAUUCAAUUAUCAGAUGUAUUGCUACAUCUAGUUCUCGCAUUCUUUACACGGCAACGAAUUGCAAAAAUGUAUAUGAAACAGAUGAAUAUUUUUCAACUGAGGGUACUAGACCAUUCUUCGCCCCUGAAACUGAUGGAUGGAACCCGAGAGGGAUUGCAUUUUCCCUUGUUACCCCAGAUCAUAUUUGGAUUGGACUGUAUAAUGCUAAACUAAAGAAAGGAAACGUUAUCAAAGUGGAAUCUAAUGGAACAUGUGUAGGAUAUCUAGGCAAUGAAACAGAGGAAAAGCCCUACAUAAAUCCACGGUUUCUUGCUGAAAACAAAAACGGAGACAUCUGUAUUUCUGAUUCAGUUGGAAAGAAAGUAUUUGUAUUGGAACGCAAAGGAGCCCUACGUUUCCCCUAUCCACCUUCCGAGAAUUCAACUUAUGUUCCUCGAACUGUUGCAACGGAUAGACAGUGUAACAUCCUCAUUGCAUAUCCAAGAAAUGGCAUCCACAUAAUAGAUAAAAAUGGGGAACUUCUACGCAUCGUUGAAGAAAGGACAUGUCCUACUGCUUGUUGUGUCUCGUUGAAAGACUUAUUGUUUGUAUGUUCGAAAGAUGGAGAUAUGAAAGAGAUAACAUAUCUAUCUUAGCCAUUGUUUCCAAACAAACAGUACUUAGAGAUUCUUUAUAGGUUCUGAGAUCUACCUUUGGAUUGUUUAGGUUAUAUGUUGUUGAACAUUACCCUCUUUUCAGCAUAGUUCUUGACGAUGUAUGGUAUGAUAAGCACUAUUUUCAUAGUUUGGUACAAGAGGAGCCAGAGUGUUGCUUAUU
Messenger RNA from Saccostrea cuccullata (small rock oyster), 1296 nucleotides. RefSeq lists its product as uncharacterized. The record is from RefSeq and is a predicted model, not a curated record. NCBI's taxonomy places the organism in Eukaryota, Metazoa, Mollusca, Bivalvia, Ostreida, Ostreidae. The transcript is spliced from 2 exons. Gene Ontology annotation, biological process: negative regulation of translation; protein polyubiquitination; proteasome-mediated ubiquitin-dependent protein catabolic process. The coding region runs from base 39 to 1115 and encodes 358 amino acids. Gene Ontology annotation, molecular function: ubiquitin protein ligase activity; translation repressor activity.